Messenger RNA from Staurois parvus, 1599 nucleotides. NCBI's taxonomy places the organism in Eukaryota, Metazoa, Chordata, Amphibia, Anura, Ranidae. The record is from the annotation of a GenBank genome assembly.
GACAUCACAUUGCCUCCACCUCCCUCCCUGAUAGAAGAGAGAAAGAAGAAGAAGAUUCUAGAAGUCACCAGAGAGAUCACUGAGCUGCUGACAGGAGAGGUGAGCGGUGCCGGGAAUUCUGGGACAUUCUCCAGUAAGGAGGAGUGGGAGUAUUUAGAAGGACACAAGGAUCUCUACAAGGACGUCAUGAUGGACAAUCAGCCGCCCCUCACAUCACCGGACUGGAAAGUAGAAGAUGAGGACAUCACACAGUAUAGUCCAGGAGAAAACCCGGCUCCAUCCAAUGUCCAUCCGGCACCACCCAGUGUAGAUGGACCAUCGGAUUCCUCGUAUCCUGAGGAACCUCAGACUGUGCGGGACCGGGCCUGCCUUCCAACAGGGAAGAGCUUCUCCUGUACUGAGUGCGGGAAAUGUUUCUGUUAUAAAUCCAAACUGAAUGUGCAUAAAAGAUCUCACACAGGUGAGAAGUCAUAUACCUGUCCUGAGUGUGGGAAAUGUUUUGUAGAAAAGGCAAAACUUGACACACAUCAGAGAUCUCACACACGGGUGAGAAAGCCGUAUUCCUGUCCUGAGUGUGGGAAAUGUUUUUCAGAUAAGUCCAAUUUUUACAGACAUCAGAGAUUGCACACAGGUGAAAAGCCGUAUUCUUGUUCUGAGUGCGGAAAAUGUUUUUCAAGGAAGUCUAAUCAUCACAAACAUCAGAGAUCUCACACCGGGGAGAAGCCGCAUUCCUGUCCUGAGUGCGGGAAAAUGUUCCUCACUGAAUCCAGUCUUUACAAACAUCAGAGAUCUCACACAGGGGAAAAACCGUAUUCCUGUCCUGAGUGCAGGAAAUGUUUUUCACUGAAGGAGAGGCUUGACAGACAUCAGAGAACUCACACGGGGGAGAAGCUGUAUUCCUGUCCUGAGUGUGGGAAAUGUUUUUCACAGAAGUCACAUCUGUACACACAUCACAGAUCUCACACUGGGGAGAAGUAUUCCUGUCCUGAGUGCGGGAAAUGUUUUUCAAAGAAGUCCAGUCUGCAAAAACAUCAGAAACCUCACAAGGGGGAGCAGCCAUAUUCUUGUCUUGAGUGCGGGAAAUGCUUUUCAACGGAGUCUCAUCUUUACAUACAUCAGAGAUUGCACACAAUGGUGCAGCCGUAUCACUGUUCCGAGUGCGGGAAAUGUUUUUCAGAUAAGUCCAACCUUUCCACACAUCAGAGAUCUCACACAGGGGAGAAGCUGUAUUCCUGUCCUGAGUGUGGGAAAUGUUUUUCACAGACAUCUGAUUUUUACAGACAUCAGAGAACACACACGGGGGAGAAGCCGUAUUCCUGUCUUGAGUGCGGGAAAUGUUUUUCAAAAAAGUCCAAUCUUUACUCACAUCAGAGAUCUCACACAGGAGAGAAGCCGUAUUCCUGUCCUGAGUGCGGGAAAUGUUUUUCAGAAAAGUCUAGUCUUUACACACAUCAGAGAUCUCACACAGGGGAGAAGCCGUAUUCCUGUCCUGAGUGCAGGAAAUGUUUUUCAGUGAAGUCCAAUCUUUACUCACAUCAGAGAUCUCACACGGGGGAGAAGCCGUAUUCCUGUUCUGAGUGCGGGAAAUGUUUUUUCUGA